Messenger RNA from Pectinophora gossypiella (pink bollworm), 3788 nucleotides. Its product is annotated as RNA exonuclease 1 homolog. The transcript has a single exon. Gene Ontology annotation, cellular component: nucleus. Gene Ontology annotation, molecular function: exonuclease activity; metal ion binding; nucleic acid binding. NCBI's taxonomy places the organism in Eukaryota, Metazoa, Arthropoda, Insecta, Lepidoptera, Gelechiidae. The record is from RefSeq and is a predicted model, not a curated record. Bases 82 to 3432 code for a protein of 1116 amino acids.
UCAAGGAAUGGUCGAGGCGAGAUCGCCUCCUGUUUUAGCUUUUUGUGUAACAAUUUAUUACGGUAUAAUUUAUCAUAAGUAAUGCUACCUUCAACGGGUUAUUUUAAAGGAAUUACCUGUCCAUUUUACGACAGUGGCUUGUGUGAAAGACCCUAUUGUCAUUUUCGUCAUGUAAAGAAAGAUACUUUAGCGAACACAACAAAUGAAGCUAUGGAAAGUGGGACAAUACUACAAAAACUUGUAACAGCAGCAGUGCAGAAAGUUCUUCAGCAAACCGAAGCCUCGUCUUCGUCGACGAUUGCUCCGCAACUAUUGGCCCCUGAAGAUACCAAUGACAUUUGUAAAGUAAACAACACUCAAACUAAAGCCACAUACAACCCGACACCUAUUGCUGAGCUAAAUAAAAUAGUCAGUGUAGAGACGGAAAACAAUGAUGAUACCGCUGAACAAAGAAAGAGGCAUAUACCGGUGCCAUAUACACCUAGAAAACCUUCAAAUUUGCCUGUUAAAAGGCCAGUAGAAACAAACGGUUCUUCCAAACCUUUUAUAUAUGUACCACCCCCAGCAAAGUACACACCUGGUUGUCCUGAAACUGUCCCAUUAGAUCUUUAUACACCAAAAGGAUCAACAGAGUCAAAUGAAAAAUAUAUGCCGGGAACUGAAACUGAAUUACAGAAAUAUACUCCCAAAGACACACAGCAUCCAAGUAAGCAUAACUAUAUUCCAUCUGAUAGAAAUAACAGUAAAAAGAAAGUGCUAGAAUAUAAACCAGCAAAAGUAAGCAGUAAAAAUGAAAUGCCCACAGUGACCUAUGAGCCUACACCAAAAUCACUGGUGCCCUGCUUUUCAAGUGAUGAAGAUGAACCAGAAUCUAAAAAAGCUAAACUUGUGAAUGACCUUAAUGGAUUAGACGAUUUAGGACCAGAAUUUGAUAUACUUGAUCAAAUAUUGGAUGAAGAAAAAGCUCAAAAUUACAAAGACAAUGAUGAAACCUCUAAAAUAAGCAGUCCAAGUGUAGAUUCUUCCAAAAAACACAGUGAUGAAAAAAAAGAGUCCAGUAGAAAACAUAGUAAUGAAAACUCAAAAAGACAUAAAAGCUCAACUAACAAACAUGAUGAUAAAAAAUCUCAUGACAAUAAAAAAUCACAUGAUAAACUAAAAUCUGAAAAGAAAGAAAAAUCAUCAUCUCGCAGCAGAAAUGAGGCAAAACCAAAAGAGCCCACUAAGAAGAGCGAAGAGGAAAAAUCAAAAGAGUCUAUUAAAAAGAGUCACAAGAGUUCCAGUAGAGAUAAGAGCAAAGAAGAAAGAAAAGAUAAAUCUCCUGAGAAGAAAAAAUAUUCUAGUUCUAAAGGAUCAGAUAAAAAAUCCAGACAUUCUGAAAAUGAUUCAUCUAAGAGUUCAGAAAAACAUUCUAAACAUUCUAGUAGCUCAAGCUCCAAACAUGAUAAGAAAAGAAAAGACAGAAAGAAUGACCGCAAUAAAAACACAAAUGAAUCUGAAGAUAAGAAGCUGAGGGUUAAAGAAUCAGUUUAUAAUGACAUGUCUGACAAUGAUAAUAAUUUUCUUGCUGAUGACACAGAAUUUUGCCAAAAAGAUGAUGAAUUAAUAGAUCUUUCUGAAUCUGAUGAAGAAACAAUAGCCCUGGAAUGCAAAAGAAUAUUUGAAGAAUAUGUUCCCACUGAAAAAACAACUUUAAAUGUAGAGGAAACGAAAAGUAAUAAUCAAUUGUUAGAAAACAGCAAUGACAAUGAAUAUGUGCCUAGUAAGAAACGAAUAUCUCGAACUACAGAUAAAAAUAUUAAGAUCAUCCAAAAACCUCCAUUAAAACCAGAUUAUAAAGUAAGUGCAGCACAGGCUAUGGCCAAUAGAUUAACAAAAAUAAAAGAGUACCAUACUACAAAAAAUGUGUUGGAAACUUCCAGCAAUAACAAUUUAGUAAUAAAGCCUGAAGUUGCUAAAAAUCCACCUAAUGUUUCAAACUCCACCAACUCUAAAAUUCGCAUCGCUCAUGUGCCAUAUGCAUCAACAUUGCUUAGUGCUAAGAGAACUAUAGCACCUCAACCGCGAUUAAAAAAUGAAGAGCCAUCUACUAGCUCUACCACAAUACAAACUGUUAAAAAGGGCGCACAAAGAAUUGCACAUAUACCAAACGAAAAAUUUAUUGACAGGCCUGGUGUUUUGGAGCCAUUAGCAUCAAAAAUUCCUGCAAAUAUAAGAUCUACAUAUCUAAAUAUGAUGAUAGAUGAAUGUCUGAAAAUCUAUCUAUCUGCAACAGAUGCCUAUGCCAGAGCUCAACAUGAAGAACUCGCAACUAGUAAGAAAUGCUCUACUGUACAGAUUUAUAAAAACUCUGCCGUGCUUUCUGUGAGCCGCUUGAGGAAGGAGUUACAGGAAUGCAACGGGGUAAAGAAAUCUGGAUCUGAAUGUUCUACAUUACAGAAAAUGACUCCAACUUUGUCUGGAAACAUUAGUAGUGUCGGUUCAUGGAGCAUAGAAACUAAAAAUAGAAGAAUAGUAGACAACUCGCAAGAAUUUACAGGAGUCAAAUUUUACAAUAACAUAAAGAAAUGGAUUCUCACAGAAGAGCAAUUGCAAGAAAAUGGCUUUCCAAGGCCACACAUGUCUGGUGAAAAAGGUAGAGCAAUUAUAUAUGGUCAAAAUAAAAGACAAACCCCACCAAAAGGACUGCUGAGAACAUGUUGCCGUUGCAAAAAAGAGUAUACUGUUGAUAAAAAAGGUUUUGCUGUUGUUAAAGAAGAAUGUAUUUACCAUCCUAACAAUAAAUACAGAGUUCGUGGAGAGGUUAAAUACCAGUGCUGCAGUCAAGAAAGCAGCUCUGAUGGGUGUUGCAUUGCACCAUGUCAUGUGUAUGAAUAUGUAGACUUUGAAAAUUUAAGAGGGUAUAUUAGAACAAUGCCACCAGAUACAAAUAUUGAAGAUUAUGGAGUGUAUUCCUUAGACUGUGAAAUGUGUUACACAACACAAGGUUUAGAUUUGACAAGGGUUACGGUUAUUAAUUCUGCUUGCAAGGUUGUUUAUGAGACCCUUAUCAGGCCUCUGCAUCCAAUCAUCGACUAUAAUACAAGAUAUUCUGGCAUAACAGAAGAGCAUAUGGCAAAUGUUAAAACCACAUUAUUGGACGUCCAAGCAACACUUCUUUCCAUGUUUAAUAGCAGAACUAUAUUAGUUGGACAUAGUCUGGAGUCAGAUUUUAAGGCUCUAAAGUUAAUCCAUGACACUGUAGUGGACACAAGUGUUUUGUUUCCUCACAAAAUGGGCCCACCCUACAAAAGAGCACUUAGAAAUUUAAGUUCAGAAUAUUUAAAGAAAAUUAUUCAGAACUCGGUAGAUGGCCACGACAGUGCUGAAGAUGCUAUGGUUUGCAUGGAAUUAAUUAUUUAUAAACUAAAAGAAGAUUUGAAAACAAGAUGAUAAUGUGUAUCAAAAGUUUAGUUACAUAAUAACGUGUAUUUAAAUUAAAGUAAUAGAUUGAAAUGUAAUUUAUUGCACUUGUUGUGGUAGAGAUACAGUACUAUAUUUUUAUUGUAUGGUUAUUUGUUAGAUUGCCUUGGUAAACAUGUUACUGUCUCUUUUUUAUCAUCUGAAUGUCAGUAGUCGUCUUUUUUAAUAUACUUAGGUAUCAAUUGACUUUUGUGACUGUUAUAUCUAAUUGCAAUAAAAUUAGGUAGGAUCUAGGUUACAAUAAUUAGCAUUAUUAUUAUUAUUUCUAGUUAAAAUGAUAUUCAAUCAAUACCGAUGUAUGUACCUUUUGUAUUAAACUUUUUUUU